Pipra filicauda (Wire-tailed manakin) is the source of this 3990-nucleotide messenger RNA. RefSeq names its product family with sequence similarity 13 member A (gene FAM13A). The transcript has 23 exons. NCBI's taxonomy places the organism in Eukaryota, Metazoa, Chordata, Aves, Passeriformes, Pipridae. The record is from RefSeq and is a predicted model, not a curated record. The coding region runs from base 16 to 3282 and encodes 1088 amino acids. Gene Ontology annotation, biological process: signal transduction.
GGGCUCCGAGCGGCGAUGCCCAGGGACCGCCCGGUGCAGCCGCCGGGCCCGUGGCCCGGCCGCCAUGACCCGGGGAGGCUCCAGGAGGCAGAGCCGCCCCCGCCGAGCCCUCCCGGCCGCUCCGGAGGGAGGCGGGGGAUCGACCCCGCUCCCCACGCGGGCCGCGGGGCGGGCCGAGGCGGCGGGCGGCACCUCGGGGCCGCGGCUCUCGCCGGGAGGGGCCCGCCGGGAGCAGCGAGGGCGGGCUGCCGGGGCGGAGCGGGAGCCGAGAUGGGGGCCGGGGCGCUGGCCGUACGCCAAAGCAAAACGGCUGUGAGAUUGAAGGAGGACAUGAAAAAGAUAGCUGUGCUUCCACUGAACAAGCAGAGGGACUCAACUUGUCCAAAGGUGUUUGGUGUGAGUCUUCUGGAGCUCCAGCAGCAGGGACUGAGCAAAAACGGUAUCCCAAUAGUUGUGUGGAAUAUAGUCGAGUACCUCACUCAACAUGGUAUGACGCAGGAAGGUCUCUUCAGAGUAAAUGGCAGCAUGAAAAUGGUGGAGCAGUUGCGUCUGCAGUACGAACGUGGAGAAGAAGUGGAACUUGUUAAAGAUGGUGAUGUGUACUCAGCAGCCAGCCUGUUGAAAUUAUUUUUGAGAGAGUUGCCAGAUGGGAUUAUCACGUCUGCCUUACAUCCCAGGUUCAUUCAGCUUUACCAGGACACAAGAAACGACAUGCAGAAGGAAAGUUACUUGAAAGUACUCCUUAAAGAACUACCUGAGGCUCAUUACUGCCUGUUGAAGUACCUGUGCCAGUUCCUGAUAAAGGUUGCUGAGCAUCAUGUGGAGAACAGGAUGAACCUUUGCAACCUUGCCACUGUAUUUGGACCAAACUGCUUUCAUGUGCCCUCUGGAUUUGAAGGUAUAAAAGAACAGGAGAUCUGCAACAAGAUAAUGACAAAAAUGCUGGAAAAUUACAAUACCUUGUUUGAACUGGAAGGCUUGAAGAAGGAUGAAGAAAAGCCUGUAUGUGAAGAGCUAGCAAGAAUAAUUUUGGUAAAAAUGACCAAGUCCACAGUGGAACGAUCCAACCAAAUGUGCCUAGUGCCACAACCGGGCCGGUCAGAUGGAAUACCUCGGGUCAGCCUCCAAUUAACAGAUAGUGGUUCACGUGGGAAGGAGAUGGACUUAACAGAUGAAGUCUCCUUCACUAACAGUGAUGUGUUUUUCUCCAGCUCCCAAGAAGAUGAGCGGCCUAUGUCACCCUUCUAUGUGAGUGCCCAUGUAUCACAAGUCAGUAGCAACAUUCCUGCUACAGGAGAGUAUUUAGAGAAGACAAUCCGCUCAGCCGUGGAGCAGCAUCUUUUUGAUGUUCAUGGCUCAGGCAGCCAGAGUUCAGAGGACUCUGAAUCGGGAACAUCUUCAGCCUCUUCAAAUGUGUCUGCCAGGCAGAGGAGGCGGCACCACAAAGAGCAGGAGGAACCCCGGAGAAACAGAGACAUGGAAGUUGUCAACAAAGAAAACAUUCCCUCUGGAUUCAGCAAUCUUGAGGACUGUAUUCUAGCUGCUCAAGAAGUAGAAAAAUUACAAGACGCCAGCUCUGGAUAUCUCAGUGAAAGGAAUAAAUCAAAGCGGCAGAAAUCUAGCACCAGGCUUUCAGAGCUCAAUGACAACCAGGACAGUCCUGUGAGUAUGGAAAGCUUUAGCUCAUCCAAGCCUAUAGACAGAACAGGACCUGAUGACAUGGAAAUUUUAUCUGAAGAAAGCAAAGAAAGUGAAAACGAUGAGGUUUUUUUCAGGCAUUCUCAGCUGACUACAAGUAUGAAGAUUCAAGAGCAUCCAAGCAUGCCUGAAAACAAGUUGCAAAGAAAUCAAGAUGCUGAUGAUCAGGAAAACAGCUUUGUAUCUGAAGUGCCUCGGCUGGAUUUAACCUCACUGUGUGAUGACAACAACUGGGAAGAGCCCAUCCCUGCUCUUUCCUCAUGGCAGCGAGACGGCUUAGACUCAGAUGAGGCUCGCCUUUCCCCGCAGGCUGGGCGCUUAAUUCGCCAGCUGCUGGAUGAGGACAGCGAUCCUAUGCUGUCCCCUCGCUUCUAUGCCUAUGGACAGAGCCAGCAGUACCUGGAUGAUACAGAAGUGCCUCCUUCUCCUCCCAAUUCUCAUUCCUUCAUGAGGAGGCGGAGUUCAUCCUUGGGAUCUUAUGAAGAUGACAGAGAAGACCUUACCCCUGCACAACUCACCCGGAGGAUUCAGGGACUGAAGAAAAAGAUCAGGAGAUUUGAGGACAAAUUUGAAGAGGAGAGGAAAUACAGACCUUCCCACAGUGACAAAGCAGCCAACCCCGAAGUGCUCAAAUGGACAAAUGAUUUGGCCAAAUUCCGAAAGCAGCUUAAAGAGUCAAAACUGAAGAUAUCGGAGGAAGACCUUGGCCCUGUUGUGCGUCAGCGAAGCAACACGCUUCCCAAGAGCUUCGGCUCUCAGCUGGAAAAGGAUGAUGACAAGAAGCAAGACCUGUCAGAUAAAUCUGCCAAGCCUGCUGUGGAAGUAACCCUUGACUCUAUCCAGAAGAAGCUUCAAGAAAAACGAGCAGAGACAAAUCGACCUGAAGAUAUUAAGGACAUGACAAGAGAUCAGAUAGCAGCUGAAAAAGUGGCUCUUCAAAAAGCUUUGCUGUAUUAUGAAGGCAUUCAUGGCAGACCGGUUACCAAAAAUGAACGACAGGUGAUGAAGCCAUUGUAUGACAGGUAUCGCUUGGUCAAACAGAUCCUCUCCAGAGCCAGCACCAUCCCUAUUAUUGGUUCCCCCUCCAGCAAGCGGAGAAGCCCUUUGCUGCAGCCAAUUAUCGAGGGCGAAACAGCUUCCUUCUUCAAGGAAAUAAAGGAGGAAGAGGAGGGGUCUGAGGAGGACAGCAAUGUGAAGCCAGAUUUCACAAUCACCAUGAAAACAGAUUUCAGCGUGCGUAGCUUCUUGGAUCAGCUGGAAGAUGAUGCUGAUGGCUUUGUUUCCCCGGUGGAUGAUAAGAUGCCAUCUAGGAGCAAUCAGGAUAUGGGGCUUUCAAAUCUCCAUGAAGCAUCCAUCUCUGAACUGUUGGAGCAGCUCCAAGAAGUCAGGGAAGAGAAAAAGCGUAUCAGAAAAAAGUUGAGAGACUUCGAAGAUAAUUUUUUCCGACAAAAUGGAAGGAAUGUGCAGAAAGAAGACCGCACUCCCAUGGCUGAAGAGUACAAUGAAUACAAGCAGAUAAAGGCCAAGCUGAGGCUGCUGGAAGUCCUGAUCAGUAAAAGAGAUAUUAGCUCCAAGAUCAUGUAAGGAGGAGAUUGUUUUUGCCAAUAAACAAAGAGGAGAGAGCACCAAAUGGACAAAUGCAUGAAGUGGAUGCAGCAGGAGCUUGACUGGGGAGAGUUGAGGACCUCCCUGGGAACUUAAGGGCCAUUCCUGGAGGUGGGAGAGGGAGGAAAGGUGGAUUUCCGUCACUCUCUACACUCACCGUUGCCCACUCUUUCUCCAGGCCUGAUGCCCAAAAUGGAGUUUGCCAGCGUAGGAGACACGACACUGCUCAGUGACUGCACUGAAGGGAUCCUUCUGUAUUGAUUUGCUUACAGAUCCUGUAAUAUUUAGAAUAUCAAAGCCAGCCAUGCUGUUCUUUUUUCCCAGGAUUUCAUAGCAAGAGGCACAGUAGGAUGAAUAGUAAUGAAAUCAUCAAAUAGCUUCUACCUUCGUUUAACAGACAAGCGCCCUGACUGCUCUCAUGUGAACGUCAGGUAGCACCAAGACUGUUCUCUUGUAGCUACAGUAAAGAUUUGCUCAGACUUUUGACCUGACUGUUUGGAGUCCAGCAUCUUCUGUUGCUCUGGAGAAAUGCUCUAAGAAUCUCGUCACCAUCACCUAGAGCUGGUGUGAGUUGCAGUUUUGCCCAGGUUUGAGUUGGGUUUUCUUCCCACUUUUUUGAUGGCCAAUUCAACUGAAGUAGAAGGAAGUAUCUACAUCUGUUUGGGAUAGUAAAGAAAAUGAGCCAUG